This is a messenger RNA of Daktulosphaira vitifoliae (grape phylloxera), 1098 nucleotides long. RefSeq lists its product as uncharacterized. The transcript is spliced from 5 exons. The record is from RefSeq and is a predicted model, not a curated record. Lineage: Eukaryota; Metazoa; Arthropoda; Insecta; Hemiptera; Phylloxeridae. Bases 19 to 1098 code for a protein of 359 amino acids.
AAGCUGCAAAUAAGAUAGAUGCAAUUUAUUAUUAUAUCAGUGCUAAAAGCUGCAAAUAAGAUAGAUGCAAAUUCAAUGGACGUUCAAGUGGUAACCGUUUAUCCUGGUGAUAUCGAAAGUUGGAUUGACCGGUUUUCAGAAGAUAUCGAGUUUGAGGAUAUUAGUCAAAAUAACAAAACGAUCGGAACUGGAAUAGAACACAUGUAUCACUCUAAUCAAUCAAAAACAAAUAGUGAUUGUGUAAAAAUUUCGCGUGCGAAAAAAGUUCAAUUGAUUUUUUCGGAGAACAUAAAUGAAUUUAUCAAACAAAACAGUAAUAGCAUUUAUGAUGUAUUUGAAAAUGCUAUAACAACACAUACAGCUGUGAAGACAUCUUUAGAUCUAGUUACUACGUAUGAAAAAAUAAUUUUAAGCAAUAAUAAUGUAAACACACCCGUUAUUACUCAAACACUUAGUAUUUCCCCAUUUAUUUUAACACCGUCGAGUAGUAUCCCCGAGUGGGUUACUACUAUUAUAUAUCUACUACAGAAAAAGUCCGAAGAGGUAGAAACUCAAGGCAGUGGGUGGGUAUUCAGAGGUGUUGUUUUCUUAGAUAUUAAUACUUUCACGUAUGAUCCAUUAAGGGAUGGCAAUGAAAAAGCCGACCUAGUAGCUCGUGAAGCAGUAAAUAACCCUCUAACCGAGAUACGCACAUACUCCUCACUCAUUGACAUUCAUAGGAAUGUAAGCACCUUUUGUACAAAUGUAUGGGAAUCCGAAUGGCGGCGUACACCUAAUAAUAAACUAAGGGAAAUAAAAAAUACUACAGAAUACUGGCCCAAACCUCAUACAUCAAAUCGCAAAGACGAAGUAGUUAUCAACAGAUUACGUAUUGACCACUCAAAGAUGUCUCAUGGUCAUCUUAUGUGCAGAGAAGAUCCUGCAAUGUGCCAAACCUGCGGAGAACCUCUCACAGUCAAGCACCUCCUUAUCCAAUGUCGUGACCAUGUAGAUGCCAGGAAAAGAUUGGAAAUGCCUGAUAACCUUUUUGAAGCCCUCAGCCCAACCCACGACAACACCAUCAAAAUAAUCGCAUUUCUUAAACAAAUCGAUAUGUAA